Messenger RNA from Platichthys flesus (European flounder), 1215 nucleotides. RefSeq names its product fat storage inducing transmembrane protein 2 (gene fitm2). NCBI's taxonomy places the organism in Eukaryota, Metazoa, Chordata, Actinopteri, Pleuronectiformes, Pleuronectidae. Gene Ontology annotation, cellular component: endoplasmic reticulum membrane. The coding region runs from base 25 to 807 and encodes 260 amino acids. The transcript is spliced from 2 exons. The record is from RefSeq and is a predicted model, not a curated record. Gene Ontology annotation, biological process: lipid droplet organization; phospholipid biosynthetic process; lipid storage.
AUAAAGUUAUUUGAACAGUUCAACAUGGCGGCGGUGGACGUGACGGUGGAGAGGCUGCUGUCUCUGUGGAGGACACCGGCUCUCAGGCUCUACUUCCCCGGGGUCUUCGUGCUACUGACGGUGCUGGGCUCCGUGCUGAAGGAGCUGGAGCUCGUCCCGGAGACUUACUUCAGCAGCAGCCGGAACCUGCUGAACGUGUAUUUUGUCAAAGUGUCCUGGGGCUGGACGCUGCUGCUGCUGACGCCCUUCGUCCUCCUCUCCAACUCCUCCUUCAGCCGGAGCCCCUCCUUCCUCGGCCGGCGGCUGCUGUCCCUGGCGGUGGCGUCGGCCGUGUGGUACGUGUGCACGGAGACCUUCUUCUACAUCGAGGACGUGACCGGCUCCUGCUUUGAGACCUCCUCCAUGGAGGCGGUGAACUCGGAGCUCACGACCAAAGUGUCCUGCAGGCGCGCCGGCUUCCACUGGUGGGGCUACGACAUCUCGGGACACUCCUUCAUCCUGUGUUACUCCGCCCUCUUCAUCGUGGAGGAGAUCGUGCCCAUGGCCUCGGUGAAGACAGCUGGACUGUCCCCGCUGCCCCGGCUGGUCCUCAACCUGCUCUACGUGGCCUUGAACCUGCUGGUGAGCCUCUGGGUGUGGAUGUUUGCCUGCACCUCUGUUUACUUCCAUGAGUCGAUCCAGAAGUGGCUGGGCACCACGUGUGCUCUGCUGGCCUGGUACCUCACCUACCGGGUCUGGUAUCUAAACCCCUUGUCUCCAGGACUCCCCCCUCAGCGCCACCCGAAGGAGGAGAAGCAACACGCCUGAGCUGCACUCAAACAAUCCUCCACCACGUUGUUUCUCACAUUUCCGACACACUACAGUAGAUGUUCUGUCUCCAGGUCCGAGCUGUCUCACUACUCUAACUUAUAGAAAGGUCAUCUUGUGCAGGAGGGCCGGCUGGUGGCUCCUCCUGGUGGCUCCUCCUGGUGGCUCCUCCUGGUGGCUCCUCCUGGUGGCUCCUCCCGGUGUCAGGCAGCUGCCGUUCCCAAAAUGACUCCUGGUAAUCUGAGAUAAACACAUGCCGCUGCCUCCUUUGUCCAGCUCCUCACAUUCAGCCUCUGUAGCUGCUCUCAGACCUGCUCUGAACUCCAGAUGUUCUCCUGAAAUUAUCCAGAGGGACUGAAUGUGAGAAAGCACAUGUCCAAGUCUUUUCUUGUCAGCCCCCCCCCCCCC